ACUCUUUUUAAUUUCCGCUAUCUCGAUUAAUCUACAAAGUAACAAAACAGUCACCUGCUCGCUGGUCUCCCGAAACAUCGACGUAUCUCGCGACUGAACUCACUCCGUUCUGAGCUUCUUAAUCUCAAACGAUGUCAGAACCACCUUUUCGACCACGGGAGAAGCUCAUAGAGAAGCAGAAAUAUUUCCAGAGCGUCCACAAAUACACAUAUUUGAAAGGGCCUUAUGAUAAGAUCACCUCUGUUGCCAUUCCUAUAGCUUUGGCAGCCAGCUCAAUAAUCCUCAUCGCACGAGGGAUCUAUAAUAUGACUCAUGGGAUUGGGAAGAAGGAAUGAGGAGACUUCUUGUUUAAUGACUAUCAUCUUGUUGAUUUCUGUUCAUAUUUUAAAGGAUCAUUUUCUCUUCCACAUGGACUAGUUGUGUUUGAAGUAUUUCGUUUGUUUAGUCUCUCUAAUAAUUGCAUAUUUGCAGACUUCUGGCUCUGAUGGAAGUGUAAUGCUGCAUAAUUGAAUACGAGAUAGAUGCAUUUGCUUAGUA
Messenger RNA from Manihot esculenta (cassava), 537 nucleotides. RefSeq lists its product as uncharacterized. Lineage: Eukaryota; Viridiplantae; Streptophyta; Magnoliopsida; Malpighiales; Euphorbiaceae. The transcript has 3 exons. The coding region runs from base 132 to 335 and encodes 67 amino acids. The record is from RefSeq and is a predicted model, not a curated record.